GUCAUGACGUCUGAAACUUUGAAGAAGGAGCUGAUAUUCUACGGAAGUUAUCACAGCGAUGCUAUCAACAAACUCAUCCACGCUGUCUGUGUGCCCCUUCUUCUUUGGACAGGUAUGGCAAUGUUGGCCCCUAUCGACAUAACGACAGUAACGGUCUCAGACUUCACUCUAGAUAUUACUGUAUCUUAUCUUGCUACUCUUAUCUACAUUCUCUACUACAUCUACCUUUUCCCUGCCGUCGGACUUAUAACUUUACCUAUACUCUCUGGAAUGGCAUACGGGGCACACGAGUAUUGGAACGCUGACUGUGAGGAUAAGUGGAUGUGGCUUGUAGGGAUUCACGUGGUCUCCUGGGUCGCUCAAUUCGUUGGGCACGGAAAGUUUGAAGGUAGACGUCCAGCUCUCUUCGACAGCCUUCUCCAGGCCUUUCUCACUGCUCCUUUCUUUGUUUUCUUCGAGUACUGCUUCUUCUUCGGACUCUUCCAAGAUCUCCACCAUGAAGUUCAGAGAGAAGUUUUCAAGAAUCAUCAACGCAAAGACAAAUAGAUAGAGGAAUACCCUUCAGAAGCUUCUGAAGAUUUCCCGGGGCUGACAUGCAGCAACUGAAGUCCUGAAAUGACAUCUUUGGAUCUGGUUCUAAUUAUCACAUGUGGAUUAUGUGUAGAGUCCCUAGACUAGAUUAUAGUUGGGGCAUAGUUAUAGGAGUAGAUGCUAGAUCAUUUUAUCAGAUAUCUUAAACAUUUUCAAUUGUGCUCUAAACUUUUUUUAACAACUAUUAUUACAAUUUAUUGCGGAAGUCGAGAUGAGAACUCGCGUAUAACUUUGGGGAUUUGUAACUAUAUUUUACUCGAUAUUAAAAUUACCGCCUAUGAUAUCUUCGGCUAACAACUUGUUGGUCAAAUUUUGGUAUGGUGAAAGUGUUAAAAACCUGCCAACUUAUUUAGCCAAUUUUUACUCUAAUUUUGCAUGCCUUGAUAGCCCUAAUAGCCCUCAGUUGUUUGAUUUUAUGUUUUAUGAUUUUUAGUUUUACUAAUAUAUAACGCCUGUUUGUAUGAUUUCUUAACUAUUCUAGCUGGAAUUAAAAUUUUAUGUACAAAUUUGUAAUGUCACUCAUUUAUGUAGAAUUAUAUGAUUGAACGUA
Messenger RNA from Bolinopsis microptera, 1141 nucleotides. RefSeq lists its product as uncharacterized. Bases 4 to 546 code for a protein of 180 amino acids. Lineage: Eukaryota; Metazoa; Ctenophora; Tentaculata; Lobata; Bolinopsidae. Gene Ontology annotation, biological process: sphingoid catabolic process. The transcript is spliced from 5 exons. The record is from RefSeq and is a predicted model, not a curated record. Gene Ontology annotation, cellular component: endoplasmic reticulum.